AUGCAGGCCAGCAAUCCAGCAGUGGUGGACGCUCAACUGCCUCCCGCGCCCCCUCCCUAUGUCGAAGUCGAAUCCGUUGGUCCGUUGGAGCCAACGGAUCCCAUGCCGCCCCUGGUGGGCUCGCACGAAGACCUCGGCGAUGUCGACUUUGCCGACCUAGAGGUCUCGGGCCCAGGUGCCGCUUCGCGUGCGGCCGUUGUCGCCGACGGAACAGUCAGCGUGUGGCUAGACGUCAAGAAGGAGCUUCCCGAGCUGCCCCAGCUGCUGGUCCCGCCUCGCCGGAUCCCAGAGGUUGCGGUCGACAUCAAUGGCGGAACAGACUGCCCUCCCCUGAACAUUGUCAUCUUUGUCGUGGGCUCCCGAGGUGACGUGCAGCCGUAUCUCGCGCUCGCACUGCGUCUCAUUGAGACGAACGGCCAUCGUGUGCGCAUCGCGACACAUCCGAGCUUCAAGGACCUGGUUCUGGGCGGGAACAAGCUCCUGGGGAAGAGCGAGCAGUUUGGCAACCUCGCUGGACGGCUCGAGUUCUUCGACGUCGGCGGCGACCCUAAGGAGCUCAUGGCGUACAUGGUCAAGAACCCGGGCCUGAUGCCUGGCUUUGCCUCGCUCACCAACGGCGAUGUCUCGUCCAAGCGCCGAAUGACCGGUGACAUGCUGCAGGGCUUUUACCGCUCUUGCUUUGAAAACGACCCCGAGACCGAGGCACCGUUCGCAGCCGACGCCAUCAUAUCAAACCCACCGGCGUUUGCCAACAUUCACGUUGCCGAGUCGCUGGGUAUCCCUCUGAUCAUGUCCUUUACCAUGCCGUGGUCGCCGACCAACAAGUUUGCCCACCCGCUCGUCAACGUCCAGAGCUCCAAUGCCGAACCGGGCUUGACAAACUAUCUGAGCUAUGCGCUUGCCGACACUCUGAUGUGGCAGGGCCUCGGCGACAUCCUGAAUGGUUUCCGCGAGCAACUGGGUCUCGGCCCGCUUUCCAUGCUCACAGGGCCCAUGGCAACCGAACGCCUGCGGAUCCCAUUCACGUAUGCCUGGAGUGCAUCGCUCCUGCCCAAGCCUGACGAGUGGAAAGAGCACAUUGACAUUGUGGGCUUUUACUCGAUGCCCACGACGGUGACCUAUACCCCGGACGCUGCGCUGAGCGCGUUCCUGAAAGCGGGGACGCCCCCAGUGUACAUUGGCUUUGGGUCCAUUGUGGUCAAGAAUCCCGACGAGUUGACCAACCUCGUCCUCGAGGCGGUCGACAAGGCCGGGAUCCGCGCGAUCGUGAGCGCCGGUUGGUCGGAUCUCGGCGGCCUGGACCUUCCCGAAAGCGUGUUCCUCAUCAAAGGGGAUAUCCCACACGACUGGCUGUUCGCCGACGGCCGCGUGUCUGCCGUGUGUCACCACGGCGGCGCCGGCACGACGUCGGCGGGCCUCCGCGCCGGCCUGCCCACCAUCAUCAUCCCCUUCUUUGGCGACCAAAAGUUCUGGGGCACAGCCGUGGCGCUCGCCGGUGCUGGGCCCCAGCCCAUCCCGUACAAGCACUUGACUGCCGACAAGCUCACUGCCGCACUGGAGUUUGCCUUGUCCGACGCUGCGCGCCAGGCGGCUGGCGUUAUUGGCCAGUCGAUCCGCGCCGAGGACGGCACCAAGGCGGGGGUCGACAGCUUCCACGCACAUCUCCCACUGAACAACAUGCGCUGCGACCUGGAACCGUAUCGCGCGGCCCAGUGGUGGUCCAAAAAGCACUACCUGCGUCUGUCAAGCUUUGCGGCGGGAGUGCUGGUCCGCCGCGGCGUGAUCAAGUGGCGCCACCUCGUGCCCCUCCGUACGCGAGAAUACGAUACUAGCAGGACGUAUACCGACCCCAUCACUGCCGGCAGCCAGGCGCUGCUGGGCAUGCUGACGACCACGGUGACGGGAACGGCCCAGUUGUUCACAAAGCAACCUCAAAAGGGAUUGACCAAGCUCACUUGGGGCAUUGCCAAGGGCGGCGGCGAAGUGGUGGGAUCCAUGGCGGAUGGCUUUGAGAACGUGCCGGGAAUGCUCGGCACACGAGUUCGCCCACGACGCCGUGUCGACGGCAUUGCCACUGGACUCGCCGAGGGAGGCAAGUCGCUCAUGUACGGCUACAUGGACGCCAUGAGCGGGGUGGUCACGGAGCCGAUGGACGGAUACAAGCGAAGUGGCGCCGUUGGACUGGUAGCGGGCGUGGGCACCAGUUCGCUCAACCUUCUCGUGCGACCCCUCAGCGGAGCGUUCGGUGCCCUCGUACACCCCACUGUCGGCGCGUGGCGGAGCGCGCAGGCAUGGAGGGCACAAGGCGGCCCUGUCCGGGUUGCGCGGGAGCGAUCCAGCAUUGCUGCCGCUGCAUCGCUCACGGAUGCCGAGUGUUCUCAGUUCGUCGGCAAGUUUCGACACGCAAUGGUCGAGGAGAGGGUCAAGGGGCGCCGUAAAGCAGAGCGUGCCCGCCGGCGCGAGAUGGAGGCUGCGGAGAUGUACGCCGACUUGGAUCCUGAGGAGCGGGCGGCACUGGUCAAUCGAUCGUGGCAGGACCACCUCCUGCCCCCGCCGCGGCCUCGCAAGGCAAACAGCGCGGCCAACAGUGCGGCCAACAGCGCGAAUGCGUCCCCCGAGUCGUCAGACUACGAGUCGGUCGCGAGCUCGCGAAACUUGAGUCGUGUGGCUAGUCGGAGUAGCGGUGUGGUACCGCCUCCCUUGCCUCCCCGGCGAACCCAGGAGUUGACUGACAAGAUGGCCACUUUGUAG
Molecule: messenger RNA, 2751 nt
Organism: Apiotrichum porosum
Lineage: Eukaryota; Fungi; Basidiomycota; Tremellomycetes; Trichosporonales; Trichosporonaceae
Exons: 12
Coding region: 1-2751 (916 amino acids)
Biological process (GO): carbohydrate metabolic process
Molecular function (GO): UDP-glycosyltransferase activity; hexosyltransferase activity
Source: RefSeq, a predicted model, not a curated record